GUGCGCGCUCAUGGUUGUGCUCACGCAGGAUUCGCCAGCUGAACUACAAACAUGGCUCGAAAUGCAGAGAAGGCCAUGACCGCCUUGGCCAGGUUUCGUCAAGCCCAGCUUGAGGAAGGAAAGGUUAAGGAAAGAAGACCAUUUCUCGCUUCUGAAUGUAAUGAGUUACCCAAAGCUGAGAAGUGGAGAAGACAGAUCAUCAGUGAGAUUUCAAAGAAGGUAGCUCAGAUUCAAAACGCUGGUUUAGGUGAAUUUAAGAUCCGCGAUUUGAAUGAUGAAAUCAACAAGCUGCUUCGAGAGAAAGGACACUGGGAAGUCCGAAUUAAGGAACUUGGAGGGCCUGACUAUAGGCGAGUGGGGCCAAAGAUGCUGGACCAUGAGGGUAAAGAGGUACCGGGUAAUCGAGGAUACAAGUAUUUUGGUGCAGCAAAAGACUUACCUGGAGUCAGAGAGCUGUUUGAAAAAGAGCCCGUACCAACCCCCAGGAGAACACGUGCUGAGCUGAUGAAAGACAUAGACGCGGAGUAUUACGGCUAUAGAGAUGAGGAUGAUGGAGCUUUAGUACCUUUAGAACAGGAAUAUGAGAAACAAGUAAUAGCAGAGGCAGUUGAGAAAUGGAGAGCAGAGAAAGAGGCUCGAUUAGCUGGUGGAGGAGGCAUGAAAGAUACUGAAGAAGAGGAGGAAUAUAUUUAUGCUGUCAUUGAUGAUGAGCAAUCUGAUGAGGAAACAAGAGAAAAGAUGGAGGGAGAAGAUGGUGCACAAACAUUUAUUGCUCAUGUUCCUGUCCCCUCACAGAAAGAGAUUGAAGAAGCCCUGGUGAGACGGAAGAAGAUGGAACUGCUGCAGAAGUACGCCAGUGAGAGUUUGAUGGCGCAAAGUGAAGAGGCCAAAACAUUACUUGGUUUAUAAUGGGCUCAAUAGUGCGAAAUAUAUUGAGCAGUCAUAUAUCUGUGUUUCAGUUGAGAGUCCAGAACUAUGUAAUUUCAGAUCGGUUCACCGAACAUGCUAAUAUGUUAAUUUGUUCACUUACAUCUUGUCGCUGAUGCUUAUGGGAGAAACUCCUUUGAUUUGAAACUCCUCUCUGAUUUCUGAACUCCUAUUUGAUCACGCCAGUUCAGAUGGAACUGAAUUGAGUCAAUGGUGUUCGCGCCCACUCAGCCAAUGACAUUGAGUGUGCAGCGCUCAGCUCUCUAUAUAAGCUGACGGCAUAAUGCCAUCAGUCAGAAUUUAUCUCCUUCACUCUGGAUUUCACCAUCGAAUCUCACUUUCCUGCAGUGGAUGGUGCUUCCCUUCCUGAAGACGACCGCUCCCAUGCCGUGCUCCGGUGAUCUAAAAGAGUUAAAUAAUUUCCACACUUGCGUUGACUGGACUGUCUUUUUCAAGAUGCCAUCAUGUAAGUGCAGAUGUGAAAAACCUGUUCCCAUGUCUGACAGCCACAAGAGCUUUGUGUUCUGUCUGUGCCGUGCCCACGCAGAAGCAGCUCUGGUCGAGGCUGAAUGCCCACACUGCGAGGCAAUGUGCAUCAAACCGCUCCGCGCUUGGAUAGCGCUGUUGAAGCGCUUUGACCCUCUCGCUCCGUUGCCUCCCUAUCCCUCGAGGACCUGGGGAACAACGAUGUUCAAGGCGAGGGUAUGGAGCAAACGGAUUGUGAGGCUGUACCACCGGCUCACGUCCCGUAUGCACCCACACCCCCAUGCUCUUAUUUCCUCGUCCUGUUCACUAAGAGUCUUUCCCCACCUGAUGGUGCUUCCUCUCUUGUGCAGUUUGGUAGCGGUGAUUAUGGAGAAGAAUAGGAGGCUAGCGUUCCCCCGUUGAACAGGCGAUAGAAGCCCACUAAUGUCCCUCGACUCAAACUGGCCUGAGAUCCUGCCCAAUGCUCCCAUCUAAGCCAUGCCGGCUUACUUUGACACUAGUGCCAAAUAAUACAGCUGGGCAAGCUGGUGCUGCCUUGCACACGAUGGCAGUGCUCCAGGUCUACCAGGAAAAAUAAAUUGAAUAAAAAUAGAUCCGAACCUGACCCGACCUUAUCGAGACCGAUUUGACGCUAAUAACAACAAAGGCCACCGCCGGAGUGAUUGGGCUCUCCAUGGGAAAUCUUGUCAUCCUAAACAGUCACCUAAACGAGGCAGUACCACUGCUCAGCCCAGUCGCUCAUGCUCCACUUCAGCACAGUGCCUCCCAAAUUGGCACCACUCUACUCCACACUCGCAAAAAGAGCUAUGUUCCUCUUCACGCACCCACUCACAUCCCACAAACCGUCAGCUCCACCCUUGAUCUGGGCGCUAUGUUAAGCUCUUUGGUGAUCUCGCUAUCCCCGCUGUCCGAGCGAAUAAAAUCUUGGUAACCCCUUCCCGGCAUAUCAUAUUGGGUGUUAACAACUCUAAAGCACGGUUGCACGUUUCAGUUUACGAGACGGCCGCCGCACUUCAAUCACCGUUAUUUUCUUGUCCUGAAGAAAGACAGAUUGUUGCGUCCAAUUCUGGCCUAAGGCUUCUUAAUCAUCCACUGUCAACGCACCCGUUCAAAAUGUUGACACAAAGCAGAUCAUAGCACACAUCUGUCAGAACAACUGGUUUGUCUCAAUAGAUCUGAAAGAUGCCUAUUUUCAUAUCCUGAUCAUUCCUCAUCACGGACGCUUCUUGAGAUUCGCAUAUCAAUUUACAGUCCUGCUGUUCAGCACUUGGCCUAGGGGUCAAUGUAAAGAAGUGCUCAUUAAUUCCCAGUCAGGAAAUAUCCUUCCUGUGGUUGCGUUUGAACUCUGUAACAAUGCGUGCUUCGCUCUCGGCCAAGAUAAUACACUCGAUUUUCACAUAUUCACAUUGGAUUUUCGACGCUAUAACACUGCCGUACAAAUCUCAGGGAACCCAAUGCACUAUUGGCAUUAAGGUCCACUCAAUGAGAGGCCUCUUGUGCAUGGGGAAAAUGGUGUGUCCAUACAAGAAAUCUGCCUGGUGGCAGGUUGGGCUUCGCCAGCACUUUUGCAUGAUUUUUCAACCUUGACGUGCAUUUGGUGGCUUCACAGAUAUUGUCUGUGCAGCAGCAUUAAUUCAUUGUGUUCUGUGGUCCACUUCAAGAACUCAAUGAAUUCAUUUCGCUCCCGGACCUCUCCUAUGUCCACUUACUGUUUUCUAUUCAACAAUACAAUACUCGGCCCUUCAUGUUAAGCGUCGCCAUACUUCGUUUAUACUCCCUAAUUACACUACAUGCAAUAUCUCUUAUGUCUCAGCUGUGCUUUAGACAUUUGAAUGUAAAGCGGUGCCACACUUGGUCCAUACCGCUUGAAUAUAUAUGUACACAAAUGCUUAAAUAUACUUGUGUCUCGGUCAUGCCUUAGACACUCAUUCUCUGGUUAAAAUAUAGUUAUGCACUGUGUUUUCCUUAGUGGAACUCUGCCUUUGGCAUAGUCCAGUAGUGAAAAAGUUAGCAAUGUCCAGACUCAGCUCAGACUGUACUGGACUGAGCGAUGUGGAUGUGCUUGUUACCUCGCCGCCUCAGAACUGUCAGGGUGAGGUUGAUUUCUUAUACACUUCCUAUAAGUUAAGUGUUGUAUCUGUACAACUCAAUUUCAUGUCCUGCCCCUUCUAUACACUCUGGGUCGUUACAACAAGAUUCAUUCUUGAGUGUUAUGUGUUAUGUUAUGUGUCCUUUGUCCAGUAACGUGGCAUGGACGUACUCAUUCCCAUAAGCGUCAGUAACGCAAUUUAAGUGACCGAAAUCAAAAGGGAAUGUCUCCGUUUACGUAUGUAAUCACAGUUCUGACUGGAGUUUUGCCACCCACUUAUAUAGAGAGCUGAGCGCUGCAUGCUCAAUGUCAUUGGCUGAAGCGGGCGCGAAUGCCAUUGGCUCAAUUCAGUUGCAUCUGAAUUGCCGUGAUCCUAUAGGAGUUUAGAUGUCUCAUUCCCUAAAUCUCAGGGAACCACGGUUACAUAUGUAACCAGAGACGUUUUUGAUGUGGUUGAAGAUGCUCAAAUAUUUUAUUUUAUAAACUUCUGGUGAAGUGAUAAUGUGGAGCUCAAGCACAAAAUAGCUGAAAAUAUUGGAAGUGCUUAAUUUUACAAGGCCACUGUGAUUCAUAUUAGCUGCAUGGAUAACAUUAUAUUAUUGUAACUUAAAGAUGUUAAAGUUCACACAUCAGCUUAUGUUAAUGCACAUCUGUUAUGAUAUUACAAACCAAAACAAUGUUGUUAUUUCUGGAUUUAAUAACUGUCUUAUGCUGAUCAUGUAAAAUUAUGUAGUGCAGUAAACGAACAUUCCAGGCUCAAUGAAUGGCAUUUGUGGCAUGAUGUUGAUUACCACAAAAAUUUAUUUAGAAAAAGUCCCACCUUCUCUUUAAAAAAAAGCUCAAAUCUGGGUUACAGGAAGGCACUUACAAUGGAAGUGGAUUGGGCCAAUCCAUUAACGUUAAAAUCCGUAAAAAAAUAAUAUGAUAAUAAAAAACAACUACAUUACAGCUUUAAACAACAUUACAGCUCAAAUAAAACACGUGUUUUAACCAAAUUAAAGUGCUUUUAUAAAGCUUUAAAUUUCUGACUUUAAACCCUCUAAAAUUGGUCCCAUUCACUUCCAUUGAAAUGUAAAUGGAAGAAUGGGUUUCAGUGUUUAUUCAUAUGAGCAGUACACAAAACUCUGUAUAUACUAUGUUUACCUUCCCUUGUAAAAAAAAAAAACAACAAUGUUUACUCCAAGUAUACUUGCAUAUUUAAUUAAAACUCUUGAGUAAACGUGUUAGAAAAAACAUGUUUGAUAUUUUUUUUUUGUUAAAUAACAAAAAGGAUGCAGUAAAAAUGUGUGUUAUUCCACCAAAUAUUGAUUUGUGAACUCUUCGUAAUUUAAAACAUUAGGAGAGAGAGUGAGAGAGAGAGAGUGUAGCAGUUAGCGCGCUACGAACCUGGCGACCUGAGUUUGUGUACCGUUCCGGCCUUCAUAGGUGCUCGCUAACAGCACUUGCCCCUACAAUCUGUUAAGGCUAUAACCAUGACAGAACAAGAAAAAAUUAACAUAAUACUUGGAGAGGGACACACAGCAGCACUGGCUGCAAGAUACGUUUUAACGUGUCACAGCCUGA
Messenger RNA from Xyrauchen texanus (razorback sucker), 5065 nucleotides. It is a transcript of the gene isy1, whose product is annotated as ISY1 splicing factor homolog. The record is from RefSeq and is a predicted model, not a curated record. The transcript has 11 exons. Lineage: Eukaryota; Metazoa; Chordata; Actinopteri; Cypriniformes; Catostomidae. Gene Ontology annotation, biological process: mRNA 3'-splice site recognition; generation of catalytic spliceosome for second transesterification step. Bases 52 to 909 code for a protein of 285 amino acids. Gene Ontology annotation, cellular component: post-mRNA release spliceosomal complex; catalytic step 2 spliceosome; post-spliceosomal complex.